AUGCCCGGAGCCGCCGUCGCUGCCGCCGCCGCCGCCGCGAUGCUCCCGGCUCAGGAGGCUGCCAAGCUGUACCACACCAACUAUGUGCGGAACUCGCGGGCCAUCGGCGUGCUGUGGGCCAUCUUCACCAUCUGCUUUGCCAUCGUCAACGUGGUGUGCUUCAUCCAGCCCUACUGGAUUGGCGACGGCGUGGACACCCCGCAAGCCGGCUAUUUCGGGCUCUUCCACUACUGCAUCGGCAACGGCUUCUCCCGGGAGCUGACCUGCAGGGGCAGCUUCACGGACUUCUCCACGCUGCCCUCGGGCGCCUUCAAAGCCGCCUCCUUCUUCAUCGGCCUCUCCAUGAUGCUCAUCAUCGCCUGCAUCGUUUGCUUCACCCUCUUCUUCUUCUGCAACACGGCUACGGUGUACAAGAUCUGUGCCUGGAUGCAGCUCACCUCCGCUGCCUGCCUUGUGCUUGGCUGUAUGAUUUUCCCUGAUGGCUGGGAUUCAGAUGAAGUCAAACGGAUGUGUGGAGAAAAGACAGACAAGUACACUCUUGGGGCGUGUUCAGUCCGCUGGGCGUACAUCCUGGCCAUUAUUGGGAUUUUGGAUGCCCUGAUCCUCUCGUUUCUGGCAUUUGUGCUUGGUAACCGACAAGACAGCUUGAUGGCAGAGGAACUGAAGGCAGAAAAUAAAGGUAAGAUUGCUUUCGGGAACUCUUAUUGGGACACUUCAAGCACAUCAAAUACCAGUGCUUCCCAUGUGGGUCUAAUUUCAUGCAUCUUUUAAUGCUGUCUAGUUCAUAGACUUUCCCCUAGACUCAACUCCAGAAGUUUAUGCAAUUGAAAUACAGGAUUUUCAUACUUACCUUUCUAAGACUCUGAGUCCAUUAUUAUUUAAAUUCAUUUUUUCAGUUUCUUUUUCCCUCUCUCUGAAAGUUCAUGGCUAAGGUAAUUUUUUUUUGUCUACUUGGUUAAAUGGAGAGUACAUCCUUUCCAUGUAUUCAGCUAUUUUCCAGGCUGAAAUAAAUGUCUGGAGAAUCUCCUAAAAUCAUCUACAAAGGUCUUUAUUGAACUGUUCACAAUCAUUGUAUUUGAAUUCAGACUCCUCCUCUCAGAGAGAAGGCAUGAUACUGGCCCUAACCAGUUGCAGUUAGGGAUUUCAACAGUUACCUAAUUAACUGAAUUUGAAAUGUGUUAUCUGGGUAGUGAAAAAGCUCUUCUAUUUCUUUUCAAAAAGAAAAUGUCUUCUGAAACACAAAGAGACUAGAAUAA
Panthera uncia (snow leopard) is the source of this 1256-nucleotide messenger RNA. RefSeq names its product LHFPL tetraspan subfamily member 3 (gene LHFPL3). Gene Ontology annotation, biological process: sensory perception of sound. The transcript has 2 exons. Gene Ontology annotation, cellular component: plasma membrane. The record is from RefSeq and is a predicted model, not a curated record. NCBI's taxonomy places the organism in Eukaryota, Metazoa, Chordata, Mammalia, Carnivora, Felidae. The coding region runs from base 1 to 771 and encodes 256 amino acids.